Molecule: messenger RNA, 1417 nt
Organism: Sclerotinia trifoliorum
Lineage: Eukaryota; Fungi; Ascomycota; Leotiomycetes; Helotiales; Sclerotiniaceae
Source: the annotation of a GenBank genome assembly
UCGUCGGUUUGUCUUUGACUCUAUGCGAUGCAUCUAGUCAAUACUUGAACUGAUUUUUCAACAAGAGAAUAUUCAAGGCAUGGAACUAGUACACCAUGGUUUACUGAAGAUACUGGAACAGAACUUACCUUGGUUGUUGGCAAGAAUUGGUCACAUCGUCCCAUCCGGAGGGACUCAUCAACUUUUCUCCUCCAAGCCACCAAGAAAACACUACAAUAUGCUUCCUCAGGAAUGGGCCUACUCCCUACAUCAUCUUUCUUUAACUUGCGGGAAACAUGUCCAAAAGAUCAAAUGAAUUUAUAAUCAGACUUAUCGUACAGUAUCACCACUAUGUUGAAUAGGGAAUCCGGCAUGCUUUGUAGCCAUUGGAUUUUACUUGAUCGUUUAGUCUUCGCUUGGUUAACUUCCAUUGGAGGAAAUGUCGAUAUCUCGCCAUUGGAUCUUACGAUUAAUCAAGAGGAAGGAUGGAAGAUUCUCAUCAUGAAGAUAGGUCAACCUGGAAAGCACAAUUUCGUGACUUCCGUUUCUCAUGAAGAUGUAUCGGGCUUUAUUAAGGCGGAACACGGUAAUGGAAAGAGCUCAAUACUUCUUUCAUUGUCAAACUCGCUCCAUGAGAGGAUGCCAGUCAUGCCUGAAUCUGCUUUGUCAAAUUCUGAUAAAUUCUAUGAGUACUUCUGCACAGAAUCGGGCAAUCAGACAAUUUCGUUUUCAAAAGAUGGUUUGGAAGUGUACAUAGAUCUCACAAGAGAAUUUUACUUGGGGAUGCGACGGUAUUCCAAAACCGCGUGGCAAAUCAAUCGGUUCUUCUCAAGCGAUAAAAUGGUAAACGGUCACACUUUCAAGUAUUAUGAAGAGCAAUCACGAUAAAAAUGAGAGAUGUGCUAUAAAAUACUGUCCAAAAUCAUAGAUUAAUACAUAUUUUUAAAGGAUGAUUGUAAAUGUUAUUAUGGCGAUUUUCUCUCGUUCACGUCACGCUUUCCCUUCCCAAUAAGAUUACCUUGAUUUAUUAUCUUCCGUAUUUCUCACGUUUCUCACAUGCCAUUCAAGUUGGAACUUCAAACGUCUGUAUAAUAAUUACUCAAGGUAAUAAAUACGUUUACAUGAUAUGCGCUUCAUUUGGUUGACUUAGUAAAAUGGACUUUUUACAUCGAAGAUCGCCAUUUUGAAUAAGGCCUAUAGUGUUACGAUCUCCGAAUACAGAAUGUCGGCUAGCCGAAAAGAGGCUGAUGGUUUCAAAGGUUUCAUAUUAAAUAGAAAAGUUUUCAUCUAUAUAAAGAGAUUCUUGAAUAAUAUUAGAAAAAUAAUGAAAAGUUUUGAAUUUUCUUUUUAAACUUCUUUUGAUUUAUUUUAAAUAUAAUUGAUUUUUUGUAGUGUGAUUUUUAUAUAUAAAGUUAAUUAUUUUUUUAAUAACAAUUCU